Molecule: messenger RNA, 3022 nt
Organism: Rhopilema esculentum
Lineage: Eukaryota; Metazoa; Cnidaria; Scyphozoa; Rhizostomeae; Rhizostomatidae
Product: kinesin-like protein KIF6
Biological process (GO): microtubule-based movement
Molecular function (GO): microtubule motor activity; ATP binding; microtubule binding
Source: RefSeq, a predicted model, not a curated record
GCCUCGUAUUUGCAUUGGUUGCUCUGUUUACUAAAUUUCAACAUGGAUGCCGCUGAAAGAAAAAACUGAGGAGCAACAAGUUUCAGAAAGGAAUAUGGUGAAACAAACCAUCCAAAUAUACUGCAGGCUGAAGCCAACUCAAAAUACUGCCAAUCAGCUUUUUGAAGUUGAUGACGAUGUUGGUGAAAGUUCAAUAGUAACAUUUCGUGUUCCCAGAGACUUGGCCAGUGGCCUAAUCAAUAACAAAAAAGAAGCAUACAAGUUCAGGUUCAAUCAUAUAUUUGAACAGAAUGCAAAACAAGAGGAUAUCUUUAACGCCAUAUCUAAGCCUGUUAUUGAAAAUGUUCUCUCUGGAUAUAACGGAACCAUUUUUGCAUAUGGACAGACUGGUUCUGGUAAAACAUUCACGAUUACAGGGGGUGCAGAGAGAUUCGCAGACCGAGGAAUCAUACCGAGAAGUUUAUCCUACAUCUUCAAUUACUAUGAAACCAAUUCGAGUCUUGAAUAUAGUACACACAUUUCAUACCUGGAAAUAUACAAUGAAAGCGGAUACGAUUUGUUGGAUCCGAGACACGAAGCGGCAAAGCUGGAGGAUUUACCAAAAGUGAAUCUAUUAGAAGACAGCGAUGGGAAUAUACAUCUACGAAAUCUUUCAGUGCAUCCAGCUCACAACGAAGAAGACGCCCUGAAUCUCCUAUUUUUGGGUGAUACCAACAGGAUGAUAGCAGAGACACCAAUGAAUCAAGCAUCCACUAGAUCUCAUUGUAUCUUUACCAUUCACAUAACAAUGAAAGAUCCCGCAACUGCCACCAUUCGACGAGCAAAACUCCAUCUUGUAGAUCUUGCAGGAUCAGAGAGGGUUAGCAAGACUGGCGUUGUUGGCACACUUUUAAGUGAGGCAAAGUACAUCAAUCUCUCUCUUCAUUAUUUGGAACAAGUUAUCAUCGCUUUGUCAGAGAAGUCUCGGUCCCACAUUCCAUACAGAAACAGUAUGAUGACGUCAGUGCUACGUGACAGUUUGGGUGGAAAUUGCAUGACAACCAUGAUUGCAACAUGUUCAGUGGAAAAGAAAAAUAUAGAUGAGUCGAUAUCAACUUGUCGCUUUGCACAAAGAGUGGCGAUGAUCAAGAAUGAUGCCAUCCUAAACGAAGAGCUUGAUCCAAAACUGGUAAUAGAGCGAUUGAAGCGGGAAAUACAGCAACUAAAAGACGAACUGGCAAUGUCAACGGGAGUUGAAUAUGAUGGCGAGUUGACUGAAGAAGAUAGAAAGAGUUUGUUGGAAACUGUGCGGGUUUUCCUGGAAGACAAUGAUCCAGAAGCCGUCUUAUCUGUAGGCGCGGACAUGCGCAAAAUUAAUCAUUGUUUUUACUUACUCAAGGGUUUCUAUCGCGAAAAAUCAGUCGAAGCUAAACAGUCUAUAAACAGGGAAACAAGGGAUGAGAGUCCUGUACCCGAUCGAUCAGAAAGUAACUAUCUUUCCAACGUAAGCGAAGUUAAGAAACUUAAAGAGUUGAUACUACAAAGAGACAAUGAGAUAAAUAUUCUUGUGAACAUGCUGAGGAAAGAAAAACAAAGCUCUGCUAAUUCGAAAAGAAGUCUGGAUUCAUUUUCAAAUGGUUCGAAAGGAAACUUGGAACUUGUUUCUCGAGAAACACGAAGCAGGGGAUUCACAUCAGAUAGUGACAGGUCAGCUGAUGACAGAGAGGAACACAAGGGAGAAAUGACGUCAAGACAGCGUCAAAGGACAAAUAAAACGUUUGAAAACAGAGGAGAUUCCGUUGAGGAGAGGCCUGCAGCCAAUCAAGCAGAUAUUAGAAAUUCGAAAAACAUAGAAAAUGAUAAUGGCCAAAUGUCUGUUGCCAGGCAAGAAGCCUUCGACUCAUUUAAGAAAAAUUACCAACACAAUCACACGAUUCACGAACAGAAAAAAUCUCUUAAAGAAAAAUACGCAGAGGCAAAGUCGCUUGGGGAGCAAGUCAACGAGUCAAGGAAAGCAAUAAAUUCGUUCAAGUCGCAAAUUGAGCAGCAGAAGAUUCGUCAGUCGAUGCAAGGCCUAACUGGCGAUGUAUCUGCAAACGAACCAGAUCCAAAGGAAAUGAAGUUAAGAGAAUUACUAAACAGAGAAAAAGCGACCUACAAAGAUGCAUUUACAAAGCUCAAGAAUCUGAAAACGGAAAUUGAACACUUGCAACAUCUCCUUGAGAAGUCAAAAGUUCAAAUGCAGAAAGAUUUCGAAAUUUGGUGGACGGAUGCAUCAAAAAAUGCAAUUUUCAUCGAUACAGUAGGCCAGGCUCAGGCAUCGUCGAAAAUGGCUUGGAAGACACCGCCAGUCACUCCGGACAAGCCUUUGCAUGAAAUUCUUCGCAAUGCCCGCGCGUCAAGAAACGCAAGCGGACACGGCUCUGUUGACUCAAGCAGCAGUAGCAAAGACAGUGCCGCGUGGCAAAACGAAUACGAAACCCAUAAUGAGACCGGACGGAUGGCUAGUAAACUGCGAGCAGAGGCCCAUUUAGCAUCGUCGAUAUUUUCUGCUGACGACCCGCGUAGAGAAUCGUUAUCACAACUGACUGAAGCAAGAAAACACAGUAGUCAUCAGAAAACGGCGCCUGUAGACACAAGCAUUGCUGGCAUUCACCUGACGGGGGAUAGUAAAACAGACGCUGAUAUAAUAGCUUUCAUGAAAGCAAGGCAGAAACUUCUCAAUACAAAAGGACGACAUUGAAUCGCUCAAAACGCACAGUCGGUGAAAGUUUCAGUGGUUUUAGACCAACCAAAUGGAUUGACUGACAAGCGAAUCAAAUAAACCGUGUCACCAAUGGAAAGCCAGUGUUUUGGCUGCAAACGAAUUCUUUAGCCAGUAUAAUUCCUUUUAAGUCUUUGUCCUGAAAUUGAUGUAUGAUACAUUUUACGUCUUUGUCCUGAAAAGGAUAGUUUCCUAGAUGCAUUAGAUAUUGUGUAAAUAAGUAUUUUAAUUCUUGUCGAAUAUCCAGUUUAUUAGAAGAAUACAAUUCUCUGGGACCAA